AUGCAAUCCACUGAUUCAUUGAGAGAAUUAAAUGCCAAGCUCUUAGCAGAGAUUGCCGAACUUAGGAAGAAGUUUUCUGAAAUUAAGACCAAGAAUGAUGAGCUUAAGGAUAAGAAUACUGAAAUCCCUGAACUUAGAAGGAAGUUCGCUGAGAUUGAGGCUGAGAGAGCUGAACUUUUAAGGCCAGAAUUGCUGAGCUUUUAACACUAAACUCGAGUCUGAAAAUGCUGAGUUUAGAGAUAGAAUCACGAAAGUGGAACAGAGACAGAUGCAAAAUGAUAAUGUUACCAUAACCAAUUCUUCUAACAACAGUAACAACAGUUCAUCUAACUUCAAUUUUGUUGCAGAGGAUCGCGGGAAAUCAUUGGCGGAUGAGAAAAUGGAUGGUUCCUUUUAUGAAAAGGUUUGCUUUAACAAAGAAGAACAGAUGCCAGAGGUAUCACCUGCCAACGUACCUGACUCAGACAUAGCUCAGCUCAAACAUCAUGCACCUGUUUGUGAAG
Molecule: messenger RNA, 503 nt
Organism: Rhizophagus irregularis DAOM 181602=DAOM 197198
Lineage: Eukaryota; Fungi; Glomeromycota; Glomeromycetes; Glomerales; Glomeraceae
Source: RefSeq, a predicted model, not a curated record